Vigna angularis (adzuki bean) is the source of this 1111-nucleotide messenger RNA. Its product is annotated as senescence-specific cysteine protease SAG39. The transcript has a single exon. Lineage: Eukaryota; Viridiplantae; Streptophyta; Magnoliopsida; Fabales; Fabaceae. Gene Ontology annotation, molecular function: cysteine-type endopeptidase activity. The record is from RefSeq and is a predicted model, not a curated record. The coding region runs from base 48 to 1079 and encodes 343 amino acids. Gene Ontology annotation, cellular component: lysosome.
UAACCAGCCUAAAGUUAUUCCAAUAUCUGUCACAUACAUUAGCUACCAUGGUUGCAAAAAAUAAGUUCUAUCAUAUUUCACUGGCAUUGCUUUUUUGCAUUGGAUUCUUGGCUUUUCAAGUCUCAUGUCGCACUCUCCAAGAUGUCACCAUGUAUGAGAAGCAUGAGGAAUGGAUGGCUCGUUAUGGCAAAUGGUAUAAGGACCCUCAAGAAAGAGAAAAGCGUUUCAAGAUAUUCAAGGAAAAUGUGAAUUACAUUGAAGCCUUCAACAGUGCUGCCAAUAAACCUUACAAGUUAGCCAUUAAUCAAUUUGCAGACCUCACCAACAAGGAGUUCAUAGCACCAAGAAAUAGAUUCAAGGGGCACAUGUGUUCCUCAAUCAUAAGGACAACCCCUUUUAAGUACGAAAAUGUGACGUCAGUACCAUCCACAGUGGAUUGGAGACAAAAGGGUGCGGUGACACCAGUCAAAGACCAAGGCCAAUGUGGAUGUUGCUGGGCGUUUUCUGCUGUUGCAUCAGCAGAAGGAAUUCAUCAAUUGAGCUCUGGAAAAUUGAUUUCUUUGUCUGAACAAGAACUUGUUGAUUGUGACACAAAGGGUGUGGAUCAAGGUUGUGAAGGUGGUCUUAUGGAUGAUGCUUUCAAAUUCAUCAUCAAAAAUCAAGGACUCAACACUGAAGCCAAUUACCCUUUCAAGGGCGUUGACGGAACCUGCAAUGCAAAGGCAGCAUCUAGUCAUGCCGCUACCAUUAAUGGGUUCGAGGAUGUCCCAGCAAACAAUGAGAAGGCACUGCAAAAGGCUGUAGCGAAUCAACCAGUUUCUGUUGCAAUUGAUGCUAGUGGCUCUGACUUUCAAUUUUAUAAGAGUGGUGUCUUCACUGGUUCAUGUGGAACUGAGUUGGACCACGGUGUGACUGCUGUGGGAUAUGGUGUCAGCAACGAUGGAACUGAGUAUUGGUUGGUUAAGAACUCAUGGGGAACUGAGUGGGGUGAAGAAGGCUACAUUAGAAUGCAAAGGGGUGUAGAUUCCGAGGAAGGGCUGUGUGGCAUUGCUAUGCAAGCAUCUUACCCUACUGCAUAGUUAUAAAAUUACAACCUUGUUAAGCUAUUUUC